ACCUAAAAGCAUUUUGUGAAUAAAAGUCCCUCAAAAACAUUUCAUCAGAUGGAUUGAAACAUGGAUUUUGGCAUGCCUAUUUAGUCAGGUUCUUAGCGGUUUGAUGGCCGAGGAGGUAGUUUCAGCUGUGCUGCCAAAGACUGGUGAGACAGUAUGGGAUUCUAUUCAACGAAUGACGGAAGCUUCGAUAAGUAUGAAUGAGAACUAUUCAUGCUUUCAGGCGAAAAUGAAGACCCUUUGUGCAUUGAGGGAUGACUUGAAAGAUAGAACCUCCAGAUAUAUGUCAACAAAGAAGCGGACCAUGGACAACUGGUUUCAUAGGGUGAGGGCUGUGGAAACGGUUGCACGAAAACUUGAAAGGAGGUUCACAGAGAAACAAGAAAGCUCAACAUGGAUUCAUGUCAUUCCCAGGUCAAAGUUGAGCAAAGAGUUGGCAAGCAUUUGCUUAGAUAUAUGUGAACUUGGGAUGGAGGGUAAUCAAUUGGCGGAUACUUUGGUUCGCAAAGUUGUUGAGCGAGUAGUAAAGAUGACUACCCCAGAUAUCUCUUAUAUCCCUACCCUUCAAGGCGUAUUGGAUAAAAUACUUCAAGAUCUGCCAAAUGAAGAUCUUAAAGCAAUCAGAGUGCUAGGAAUGUUAGGGGCAGGAAAAACAACGAUACUACAAAAUUUGAAUAACCAUGAAAAAGUUGCCAGUAUGUAUGAAAGAGUAAUCUGGGUGACAGUUUCGGGUGAGGAGAAUAACAAGGAGAAUUUAAGUACAGAGAUGCUGCAACAUGUGAUUGCAGAAAGACUGAUGGUGGAAACAGAAGGCAUCAAAGAUGUUUCUAAAAUUGCUAUGAGAAUAAAGGAGGAACUAGAAGCCGUAAAGUAUUUGCUACUUUUGGAUGAUGUCAAGGCAGAACUAGAUUUAGAUAUGAUUGGUAUUCCUAGUGGUGCAAAAGGUAGCAAGAUAGUCAUGACAACAAAAUAUCGGCAUGUUCGGCUUCCAUCAUGUUCCAACAUUGAAGUGAAGAAGUUAUCUCAAAGUGAAUCAUGGAACAUGUUUGAUAGGCUAUUGGCUCUCCCCAAUGAUAUCAAAAAUAAGGCACAACUUCAACGCACGACUUUCAAAGCUGUCUCUUUAUGUGGGGGGCAUCCAUUGAUGAUAAAGAUGGCAGCACGUAUCUUCAAAGCAAUAGAAAAGAGUGAAAUCAAUGAGAUAAGUUGGAGUGAUGGAUUACAAAUGUUAAGAAGGUGGCCGGAGAAGGGAAACAAUGAUCCAAUGAAAGACUUGCUGAAGUUUUGUUGUGAUCACUUAAAUGUUGAACAAAAGCCGUGUUUUCUUUAUAGUGCCUUGUAUCCAGAGGACACAGAAAUUUCCACUGAGAGACUAUUGGAUUGUUGGGCAGCUGAAAAUUUUCUUAAAAGUGGUUAUGGUACAAAAGUUGGUGGGCGGAAUAUACUACGUCACCUCAAAAAUGUAAUUUUACUUGAGGAAGGCGAGUCAGGACAACACGUAAGGAUGCAUAAAUUGAUCAGAGCGACAGCAUUAAAUAUUUUGUCCGAAGAAAUGAAGGAUAGGUGUUUGGUGAAGACUAGUGAUGCAACACAGAAAGUUAAUGUUGUUGCACCAAAGCGCGCAUGUGUGGAUUUAUGGACAGAUAAGGAAUGGAUCUCUUUGGCUAACAAUUCACUUGAUAGAUUUCCUGAUGCCCCCCAUUCCUCCCAACUUUCCACACUUUUUGUUCAAAAAUAUUCGAAGCAUAAGAAGAUUCCCGAUUCAUUCUUUCAACACAUGUGUAGCCUUCUGGUUUUAGAUCUUUACAUGACAGAGAUAGUUGCACUUCCAUCAUCAAUAAACCAUUUGUCAAAUCUUAAAGUUCUCUAUCUUAAUGGUUGUACCGUGUUAAAGGAGCUUCCUGGUUUCAUAGGACAACUGAAGUCUCUUGAAGUGCUUGAUAUUCGUGGCACUGGAGUUGCUAAAUUACCUUAUGAGAUUGAAGGGUUAACUCAAAUGAGACGUUUGCUAGUAUCCUUCACCAUGUCAACUAAAGAUAACAAUGAUGUGAUUUUUAAGUUGCAAGGACUUGAAGACCUAAUCAUUGACGUAGAUUCAGAAAUGGAAGACUGGUGUAAUGACUUAAUUGAAGAUGUAGUUGAAAAGGUUAGUACCUUGCCAAUGUUGAUUUCUUUCCAAUUUCGUUUUCACAACAGAGUUAUAGAUAUCAUACAAGUUGUAGACGACACUAUGAAGAUCUACGUGCCCAAAGAACACCAUCUUAGAAGCUUUCUUGAGCGAAGGAAAGAUCUUGAGACACGUUCAUUUCAAGUUUACAUUGGUUACUUCAUGGCUCAUGGCCCUGAAAUUCCUGAAUUUUACCGUUAUGAUAGGUAUGUAAAAUAUCACAAUGGAAUGGGCCAAGAUGAUGUGAUUAAUGAAGUACUUACCAAAGUACAUGCAUUUGAGUUGACCAACCACAAUGACAUUAAUUACCUAUCAAGAAAUGUCAUUAAAAGCAUGGAAAAUGUCCAAGGAUGUCUAAUUCAAAGUUGCAACCAAAUGAAGACAAUUGUUAACUGGAGUCAUACAUAUGACCUAUCAUUAUGGCCUAACAUGGAAAGGUUGGAUGCAAAAUACAUGCCGAAACUGGAAACUUUUUUAAUGGGCCAUGUACAACUUGGAAGCCUCUCUAAACUCAAGACUCUAGUUCUAUCCAAAUGCCCAAUGAUGACCGUUGUAUUUUGCAAUGUUGUAGCUCAACAUCUACUAGAGCUCCAAUAUCUAGAAGUAGAAGAUUGUUGGAAGGUUGAAGAGAUUGUUAUGUGCUCUAAAGAUAUUGGCCCAUGUGCUUUCCCAAAACUAAAUACGUUAAUUCUUUGUAACAUGCUAAGUUUGCAAAAGAUAUGUUCGUGCACUUCCUUAGAGAUCUUAAGGAUACAUAAUUGUCCUUCAUUGAAAGAGUUGCCUUUUGAUAGCAACAACAUAAUGCAGCUUCAGAGCGUUGAAGUAGAGGAAGAGUGGUGGGAGACAUUAAAAUGGCCAGACUCUUAUGUCAAAGAACAACUUAGCAGACGCUGUUUCUUCAGACAACAAGCAUAGCAAUCUCUCAAGGCCGGGCAGAUGUAAUUAGUAUCUAUUUUAAAACUGAUUGCUGCUAUAUGGAGUUAAAAUCAUUUCUCUUUACUUGUUUGUAGUUACAUUGUUGUACUGUAUAAAAUAAAUAGCAAAAAGUGUGUGUCAACAGUUUACUACUUGUAUAAUCUUGGUUGGGACAUCUUGUAUGCAUCUCUUUUAUUCGGCAAAUUUAUAUAGUUGAUGGCUCUGUUUGGAACCAGUUCUAAUGCA
Erigeron canadensis is the source of this 3325-nucleotide messenger RNA. Its product is annotated as probable disease resistance protein At4g27220. The coding region runs from base 104 to 3079 and encodes 991 amino acids. Lineage: Eukaryota; Viridiplantae; Streptophyta; Magnoliopsida; Asterales; Asteraceae. The transcript is spliced from 3 exons. The record is from RefSeq and is a predicted model, not a curated record. Gene Ontology annotation, molecular function: ADP binding.